Beta vulgaris subsp. vulgaris (sugar beet) is the source of this 3632-nucleotide messenger RNA. RefSeq lists its product as hypothetical. The coding region runs from base 204 to 2783 and encodes 859 amino acids. The transcript has 5 exons. The record is from RefSeq and is a predicted model, not a curated record. Gene Ontology annotation, molecular function: mRNA binding. Gene Ontology annotation, cellular component: cytoplasm. NCBI's taxonomy places the organism in Eukaryota, Viridiplantae, Streptophyta, Magnoliopsida, Caryophyllales, Amaranthaceae.
UGCUUGAAAGAGGACUACAUUUCAAUUUCAUAGGGGCCCAAAUUAAAUCAUCAAUCUCCCUCUACUCUACUCCACUCCACUCUCUCUGUUUCUCUUCUCCAAAGAAUCAAAACUCAAGGGUUUAUGCAGGGUUUUAAUCACCUUCUUUAAAGUUUAAACACACUUCUUACUUCUUCCCCCUUUUUUUUUCUCUCCUCUCUUUCAUGGCACCUUCUUCUUUCUCUCUCCUCCUUCGCCACCAUUACCACCACUACCACCAUCAACACUACCACCGUUAUUUUCUCUCUCCUCUAAUCAGACACUUUUCUCUCUCCUCUCAACACCAAUCCACCACCUCCACUUCCUCAGAACUUCCUAAACCUUCCUCUCUCUCCUCUCGCUUGAGCUUCGUAUUCGAUAAAAUCGACGAAAUCGAAAAAGAGCGCGCCGAGAAAGACGACGCUCUUCAGCGAAUUCGAGCUUGGCGGGAAUCACAAAAGAAGCAGAACAAUCAAGCUAAUGAGAAUACUGUGAAUAAUGGCGAUAAUGAUAAAUUAGGGUUAGGGUUUAGUGGUGGAAAUGAAGUAGUGAGGAAUUCAGAGGGAAGUGUUGUGGUGGUAGGAAGAGAGGAGGAGGUGAAUAAGGUAGGGUUGAUGAAGAGAGAGAUUGAGUUGGUACAUCCGUGGCCGGAAUGGGUUGCAUUGAUGGAGAGGUUAGUGCAGCAGAAUUAUUUUGAUCAUAGAAGGAAAGAUGAGGAUCAGAUGAUUGAAGCAUUGGGUUCAGUUGAUGUGUCUGGAUUUGCUGAAGAAGAAGGGUUUGAUUUUACUAGGGAUUGGAAGACUGUUAAUGCUGCCAUUGUUAAUUUUGGGAAAGAUCGCUUCGAUAUUUUGAGGUCACUUUCGAGACAGGAUAUACAAACACUUGUUGGGUAUGGAUGUCCUAGUGCAGACAAGAAGGUGGUAUUUUCUGCAAAACUUUUGAGGAAACAUGCUCAUCUUGAUGAAGGAGAUGUUUGCAGCUCCUGUAGUUUAAGAUAUAACUGUGAAAGAGCAUAUUUGGUUACUAAUAAGGAGGAUGAGGCAAGGACAAUCGAUUUGAUGCGUGUCUUUAUGACUUAUGGCUUUGAUCCCAUAAAUGGAUCAGUUGAAAAUAAGGCUUUGUUGAAGCACAAAUCUGUGAAAUCGAUAGUCCGUAAAUUACUUCACGAGGUUGUCAGGUUAAGUGCGGUGCCGAUAGAUCCCAAUCUCCCUCCUCCAGUGAUCAAGAAGCGUCCACCAAAGGUGAAGCAGCCACCACCUCCGCCCAAGAGACGAGUUGGACGUGAUGACAUUGAGAUGAAAAAGGGUGAUUGGUUAUGUCCCAAGUGCAAUUUCAUGAAUUUUGCCAAGAAUUCUGUUUGCCUGCAAUGUGAUGCAAAACGUCCCAAAAGGCAGUUGCUUCCAGGAGAAUGGGAAUGCCCCCAAUGCAACUUCUUAAACUACAGAAGAAAUAUGACUUGUUUCAACUGCGAGCAUAAGCGACCUCCUGAUGAAUAUGUGGAGAAUCAGAUGCAAGGAAGGCAGCAGAGACCAAUUUCAAGGCUUGAAAGGACUCCUAACAGGGAACAAGUUUCUAAUGCCUGGAACUUCGAUUUUGAUGAUGAUGAAUCAGAUGGGGCAGAUGUUGCAGCUUUUGAGUAUGCAGAUGCUCGUGCAAUGAAUGAAGAUCAAAAUCUGGAUAGUCCACCAGAAAAUGGUACCUUCAGUAGGCCUCAGGACAACCUAUACGGGGUCAGCAGAACUUCAAGGCUUCAGGAGAAAGAACCUCCAGCUCCAAGGUCUGUGCAAACAAAGCGCAGUAUGGGUUUUGAUGAUUUUGAAGAUGAGGAUGAUGACAUUGACAGCUAUGAGCUAGACAAUCAAAACAGAAACCAGAAGCAGGAAGCCUCUUCACUUCGUUUUUCUGAUGUGGAAAGUGAAAGCUAUUCUGAUGCUGAAAGUGACGAUGAUAUUCCAGGUUAUAGUAAAACAAGAUCUAGUUCUUACCCCAACGCAUCCAGGUCUUUCCAUCAAAAAGGAUCUAUGUCUGGUUCAGGGGAUGAUGAUAUGAACUUUGAUUCAGAUGAGGACCUUCCAGUUCAUCCUAAGUGGAAAUCUAGUCAUGUUGCUGAUGCUGGUCAUAAAAAUAAUGCUUCACGUGGCCCAUCCAGAAGAAUGGAUUUUGUCACUGAUGAAAAUGAUAGGCUUGUUUUUGGUAGUGAUGAUGAUGUUGAAGAGGGUUCCACAUCCCGACACCGUAGGGAGAGCUAUUAUGAUUCUGAUGAAAGGGGUCUUGGACAUGGUGAGAAGUCGAACCAAAUCAGAAAACAGAACAGGUUUGGAGGUCGACAGAGUGGCAGUUUUGUGAAGGGCAGUGAUUCUGAUGAUGACUUUGGUAGAUCCUCUCGAGGCUCUCGUGGUAGUCAUAGGGGUUCAUUUGACAAAGUACGUGGAGGACAAAGCAUGAGCCGAGGCUCUCGUGGCAGUCAGAGAGGUUCAUCGGACAAUUUACAUGGACGACAAAGCAUGAGUGGCGGCUUGCGUGGCAGUCAGAGGGGUUCAUUUGAAAAUGAACGUGGACGACAAAGCAUGAGGGGAGGCUCUCGUGGUAGUCAGAGGGGUUCAUCUGACAAUGUACAUGGGAGAAAGAGCACUAGUAUGAGACAAAGAGGUAUGCAGAACUUCAAUGAGUUCAAACAAUCACGAACAGGUCAUGGAGGACGGAGAUCUAAUGAAUCAGAUAAUAAUUGGACAGAUCAUGAUAGGCCCCUCAGGCAGCGAAGAUGAUAAUGAAUAUGAACCAAACUAGACCUGUGUUGUGGUUUCCAUCAGCAUUUUGACAUGGACAUGGGAGAUAUGGUUUCAUGAUAAAUCAAAUUGAUGAGAUUCAGUGCUGGCAACAAUGAUGCUUUUGUUGUGUGACUGAAUCUGGAGAAAUUGUGAUAUUGUGGAGUUGGAAACGUUACUGGAAUUGCUGUCCUUUCAACAAAAGGAGGAAGAAAAUCCUCAUAGCAUGUGGGAGAAAUGGGAGUAUGUAUUCUCAAAUAAGGGCAUCGCGGAGACAAUUUUACAGGUAAGGGGUGCACCCCUUACGUCCUCUCUAAGUUGGUGCGUUCUUGAUUAUGCUCCAGAAUACUGAAUAUACGCAUCAGCUGAAUUAUGGGUGUCACCCACUUUUUACAAAAAGUUGAGACAUUCUCGUAAUCAUGAUUUCUCCUCUCAUUCCACUGCUACAACACUUGCAAAAAGCUUAUUUCCCAAAUGAAAAAGGUAUGUUAGAAUGAUUGGCCAAGCAUGAUUAUGCGAGUCGCAUCACGUUGUAUUUGAAGGGAUUGACGAGAUUGACGAGCUGUAUUCGAGAUAUGCCGGGGAGGAACUGAAGAUGUUUUCAUGAAAUGGAAAAGAUAGAUGGUUUUCAUUUCUUCCCCAUCACAAAAGAAGGAUAACGUCGAUCCAAUAUGGGGAUGGGUGUAAGCCGUGUAACUAUUGGUUUUGUUUGAUUCGUGGAGAAUAUUGAAGUGAGAUUCAAUGUUGUUGAUUUGGUGUCCUAAAUUUCUAUGACACUGUAUGGCAAAGGUGCAAAUGAUUACGUUGAAAUAGUCUUUUACAAAUCAUUAAUGAUGAUGAUGAUGAUGA